UUAUGUUAGUAUUAAUUCGUCAUUCGCCUUAGGCGAACGUGCCGCGUCGCCGCUUGUCGCCGGCUGCAAUCGUUCAGUGCAUCAGCUGCGUCGAUCGAUAUGUUUUGUGUUGUGCCGACUCCUGUAUAAAGUUUGAAUGAUUGAUUUGAAACUUAACGACUUUUAAUAUGAUCGCGACUUUUGAACUAAAGUGCCAAACGAUCGCCGAUGUCCGCAUGACUUGGAUAAAUUAAAAGAGGGCUUGGUGAACCAUGGGUGCGCCAGCUUGGGGUUCGCGCGGCGGCGGCGACCGGCCGCGGCUGCUGCGCAUGACGCCGCUGCGGCACAGCUUCGCGGCUCCUGCCUCGCCGCCCGCGCAGCCGCCCCCGCGCUCCCACGACUACGCCUCCGACGCCGAUACUAAUAAGAAAGAAGAAAGUUGGAACGCAAACCUGUCACAAAGAUGGAGAAAGUUGCGUCGCCGUUGCUCGCGGCUACGACCUGGAUCUGGCAACCGCGAGCCUAGCCCCGUGCGGUGCUCGCCUUCGCCGCCGCGGCCGCCUCCACACUGCUCGCCGGCGCCGCCGGCUAAGCUAUCCUUCAGACAUCGCGGGAAAGUGUACACCACGGCUUCUCUACGAGUGACUAACGGAGCGCCCGAUCUCCUUCGCGCCUUAGGCAAACUCGGUGGAGGACUUCGACGACGGGCUCUAUCAGCUCAUGACGUCCUUGCCCCGCAACAGCAGCAACAACCUGCUACCUUCUACGUUCCUAGCCCAACCUCUGUGAGAACACCGCCAUCGCCGUCUCCUCCGCGACAAAGUACUCUGCGUCGGCGAUGCAGUUCUCCAAACGUGUACCGCGCUAAAGCUUCGCCGGCGCCUCGCGAUCGUGCCCCGCUAAUCUGUCCUGACGACGAGAACCGUGACGUGGUAGACUUUAAUUAUAUACCUGAACGUAGAAAAAGUAGUGAAUCAAGAACUAGAAGGCCUUACAGUGAAAACGUGGAAUUAGAUGCUCCAGUGUAUAGAAAUGGGUACAGUCGCUUAACGCCAGAACCCUCACAGAGGCUAUGGGAGGAGCCAUACCGCUUGCCUCGGGUGCAGGCCCGGCAGGACCCCAUGCAGCCGCUGCGCAACGGCGUGGCCGAGCUGCGCGUGAGCGCGACCCCCAGGAGCGCGCGCCCGCCACCUGCGCCGCCUGCUUCAGGACCACAAACCAAACGACCACCGCCACCAGAACCACGUGAUGGGGUACAGUCUUUUGAGGUUCGAUUCACCAAAUCAGCAGGAGGCAAAGGCCUCGGGUUCAGCAUCGUGGGUGGCCGGGAUUCUCCGCGCGGCAACAUGGGCAUCUUUGUCAAGACGAUCUUCAAUAACGGACAAGCGGCUGAAUCGGGCUUGCUGCGCGAAGGAGACGAGAUAGUAUCAGUAAACGGGCGCGGCACGGCGGGUCUGACUCACGGCGAGGCCAUCCGACUGUUCAAGGACGUGCGCGCCGGGCCCGUGUUGCUGCGUGUGUCGCGGCGUGCGCCGGCGCCGAUGCGCUGACUGCCCUGCGCCUGCUGCGGCCCGCCGCACCAGGCGCAAGACUACUACUCCACCUUGUAAAGAUGUAAUUGAAGCAUACGAGUUUAAUAGGUUGCCAGUCGAGAUAAUAUUAGUAACAGGCAAACCUGAAUGAUACACGAGGCUAUCCCACUGCUAAAGGACUUGUAUUGCUGUGCUUAGCGCUGCGUACGCCGGCGCCGAUGCGCUGACUGCCCCGCUGUUAAAGUAUUACUCCACCUUAUAAAGAUGUACAUACUUGAAGCCUAUAAUAGGUCGGUCGUCGUGGUUGAUAUCAGUAAACGGGCAGGCUUGAUGCACGGGGCCAACCGACUGUUCAAGGACAUACUGCUGCGCUUAGCGCGGCCGGCGCCAAUGCGCUGACUGCACCUAUUGAAAAGAUAUAUUUGAAGCCUAUAAUAGAUCGCCGGCAGGCCUGGUGCGCGAGGCCCACCGACUGUUAAAAGGACGUGGCGCGGCGUGCGCCGGCGCCGGUGCGCUGACUGCCGUGCGCCAAACACUUACUUUAAGCCUAAAAUAGGCGUGCGUGAUGUUGCCAAAUAACAAUAAGUUAGUCCAAGCUCUGACGCCGUGGCUUGCGUGGGCGACGGUCGCGCGAUGGUCGCGCGACGGCGAUGCGACGCAUACGAAAUCAAACCUUAUCGAUAUGAAAGUAUGAGACGCGACGGCGACGGUCGCGCGACCGUCGCCCACGCAAGACACGGCGUGAGGGUUCGGGCUAGAAUUGUAUUCCAUAUCCCAAAUAAAAUUUUAAUCUGUAAUCUAAUAAAGUAGGGAAGUCCUCGCAAUUUUCGAUAAAUUGAAAUAUCAGCCUAUUUACCUACACCUAACAAAGUAUGUGGUAAGUAUGUGAUAUUAUACGCUCAAAGGAUACUUUAACAGUAAAUGUCAUAAUCAUAAUUUACAUUUAUACUGAAGAGAAUGGCUCAAGGAGUCAUUUCAAUAACAUAUUUGCGACUUUGUAUAUCACUAACUACCUUCAGAUCGCUUUUUCACGGGGCAUUACAUAUUAAUAUUUAGGUACCUAAACCUAAGUGUCUCUUCGACACUUUAGAAUUCAACAAGACCAUUAUUACCUGAAUAUUCCUGGCAGUCAAAUUACUCGCUUUAAAAAGUGAGGGCUUACUUUUACAGUACAUAUGGCGUUAGGUUACCGCACUAGUGCGCAAAAAGGUACUUUACUUGCUUAUGAAACUCCAUAUACUUCCAUAUACUUAUAUUGUAAAACAAACAUUCCUUUUAAUGGAAUUUUCACUUUUCCGCACGCGUAUCGUAAUGUACUUAAGUACUAUUAACAUUCUGUUACUUGAAGUUUUCAAUAUUUACAUGAACUGGCAAUAGAUUUAAUAACCUUUUAAUAUGUAAAUACGCACAUUUUAGAAUUAAAUGAGUUAACUAAUAUAUUGAUAGGAUUUGGAUGCAGCUUUGACUAAGCUUUAAAAUAUUUAUGUAAUGGCAAGUAUACAAUUAUAAUAUUAAGCAUAUUUUUGAGGAAUUAUUCACAUACAAUUGUGUAGGUAUUUUGCCUAAUAAAUAUAUACAUACAUACAUACAUCAGACAUGUAACAAUGGGCCAUAUUUCGAAGUACAUCAACACAUUAUUAGUAUAACAUCUUACAAUUACAUUAUGUGGCAACCAUCGAAAAUCUAUCUACUCGUAAUAUUGUCCACGCACAAUAACCAUAUAGUAUUGUACUACUUUGCUUGAAAAGUAAAAGAUUUACAUACAUAAAUAGGUAAACAAUAAUAUAGAAAGUCCUAGGCACAGAAGAAAAAUGGCAAUCAUGGGUGGAAAUAAAUAACGCCUGUCGUGUCUGUAAUUUUGUAUCGAGAAAAGAAGAGUGCGUAGGUAUUUUGGUAGUUUAUUGUAUGUAUCUACUAAAAGCCGUAGGAUAUAUUUAUGGCUCAUAGAUUAGCUAAGCAAAUUUUGUAAAGAUAUUCGUGUUGGAUUAAGUGUAGGUAUAAAGAAUAGUGACAUUAGUGGCCUUGUUUAGCAAGGUUUUAGUAUUAAAGCUAAAAACUAAACAAAGAACUACGCCCAAACAUUGACACAAUUUUUAAAAUUGUCUGUGAUAUUGACUCUACACCGAGUUGAAAAAUGUAUUUGCACUUUUUAGUGCUCUUUACAAACUUAAAUAGGCUACUAACUUAUUUUUAUAGAAACUAUUUAAAGUCGAGUAGUGUAUUAUAUGCGCUUAUAAAUUUAUAUAAAAAUAGCGUUUUAUAUUUUUUAUUUAUGUACGAUUUUAAAAUCUAAAGAUAAAUUUGUAGAAAAUAACUGCAAUAAUCAUAAUGUAACGUAUUUUUGUACAUUUUAAAAUUAGAAACGCGAAGUGCUUUAUACAAAAUAAAAAGUGUAAGUA
Messenger RNA from Leguminivora glycinivorella, 3910 nucleotides. RefSeq names its product serine/arginine repetitive matrix protein 1-like. NCBI's taxonomy places the organism in Eukaryota, Metazoa, Arthropoda, Insecta, Lepidoptera, Tortricidae. Bases 252 to 1529 code for a protein of 425 amino acids. The record is from RefSeq and is a predicted model, not a curated record. The transcript has 5 exons. Gene Ontology annotation, molecular function: protein binding.